AUGCCGCCAAAUGUACCGUUGAAUAUGUUUUCUAUGGAUAACAGCCAGGCGACACAGGUUUCCCAGAUCAUUUCUCCUGCACCUUCAUCACCUCUAUCCAUACUUGAAUAUCGCGACUCUCCGACGGCAGAUGAACUCGAUAUCCCCGAAUUUUUUCAAUAUAGCAAGGAAAAAUAUGAAAGUCAGAAGAUAGGAUGCAGGCGAAGGAGAAAGACAACACGUGACGAUCACUUCGACACAUCAUCCCUGGACGGGGGUGAUGAUGUGGAUGACACCAGCAGGCGUCAAAUACACAUUCAAUCAGAACAGAAGCGGCGUGCGGAGAUCAAGGAUGGUUUCGAGGAACUGCGUAGGCACCUUCCAACUACUUACACCGGUCGUAAAAUGAGCAAGGCGGUAUUACUGCAAAAAGCUGUUUCACAUCUAAAAAAUCAAUCAAGAAAGGAAUCAUUUCUUCUCGAUGAAAUUAACCGCCUGAAUCAAGCAUGUGUAUAUCUGACUGCUGAGUUGGAGAAGGAGAAAAGAAUGUUUAACUUAUUCAACAUCACCAUUCAUUCUUCGUUAUCUGUCGUGAUCUUUAAAGGAUGA
This is a messenger RNA of Acaulospora colombiana, 588 nucleotides long. The record is from the annotation of a GenBank genome assembly. Lineage: Eukaryota; Fungi; Glomeromycota; Glomeromycetes; Diversisporales; Acaulosporaceae.